CCUGUCAUCUGAGCCCCCCUUUCAAAUCUGUCAGCUGUCAUUCCCAGUUGCCUUUUUUUACUUUUCGAGUGGUUUCUCGCGCAAAUUUAGUAGAAAUAAAUAAAUUUCACUAUUUUCAGUUAAAUUCUAGCGUGCUGAAAUUACUGUGUUGGCCAAAUAGACACCAUCUACGAAAUUGCCUAGCAAUUUUACCAUAAAUCGUCCAGAAAUGACAUUGAUUUGACGUAAAAGGUUAUAGGAGCAAAAAUAUUAAAACAUGGCAGUGAAACAAAAGAACGUAUUGGGCCCUGUCCCUUCAUCCCCUGAAGUAAGACUACAAAUUAUUUUAAGAGCUUUACAAGGACUUCAAGCUCGUGAUGGGACACAGGUUCAAACCUAUGGAAAUAUUGUCACAUGUCUCGGAACUGUGGCUGUACCUAGUGACCCGACAUCUUACAUGAAAUUCAUCGAAGAUGUGAAGAGUGUACAAGGAAUUUUAAUGAAAGAAUGUGCCAAUAACAGCAACGAGGUGAUUUUUGUAACUCUGAAAGCUUUGUACGAUGAAAUUUCGAACCCAACUAAAAGUCCCAGCCCAGUAAUGUCCAUAGUACUUCAACUGAUCAGCAUAGAAGACUUAUCAGCUGCUGUAAAGUUUAUCCUAAAUUCCGGAUAUCCUGAGCAAAGUUUAGAGACAGCCUUACAUACAUUAUGUACCUGGCUGACUAAAUGGACUUAUACAGAGAAUUUAGGUCCUUUAGUACUGGCAUUUAUGCGAGGAUUAGAGCAAGAACACUUUUACGAUAUUCUAAUUGAUGUAACACUAAGCACAAUUGAACCUUUAUUUAAACUAGUUCUUCUUCCGGCUAGUCGGAGAUGUGUUUGGCCUGUGGUGCAUCACAUGCUCAGCAGGGUCCAGCACAAUCCUCAGGCCUUUCACAAAAUCGUACCACACACUCCCAAAGUGAUUAAAAUGAUUGCCAAAGAUGAAGCAGGAAAAGCCUGCUUGCUUCAGCUUAUUAACCUACUUAAUGCCCUUAUGGAGCACUUUGCUGGAUAUCCAGAAUUAUAUGCACCGGUUCAGGACGCCAUAAAAGCAUCUAGGCAAACAAAUAAUUUUAAAAAUCCACUAAACUGUAAUAGUUGGUCAAAUAGUGCUUCAGUAGUGACUCCUGUGAGGUCUUUGAAUGAAAAGGUCGGCCUGUAUAACCUAGGAAACACUUGCUAUAUGAAUAGUGUUCUUCAGGCACUUUAUAUGUCCAAAGCUUUCCGUAAUCAAGUGCUUUUGCAGUCUGAAACAAUGUUACCACUGUUUUCCAAGCUUCAAAUUUUGUUUGCUCUGCUUCAGCAUUCUAAGAAGUUUUGUUUGUCUCCCAAUGAUAUUCUGACGCUUCUGAGGCCUCCAGGGUUUGUUUUGGGGCAUCAACAUGACAGUUCUGAGUUUUUGGGGUACCUUCUGGACACACUACACGAACAGGAGAAGAGCAAGACGUGUGUGAUCAGUUCUAGUGAAGGUGAAGAAGCUGCUGCAGAACCACCUUUGACCGUCGUCCAGCAGUCUUUUGGCGGGAAAACGGUUACAGUGUCCAGGUGCGCGGAAUGUGGUACCAAAAGUGAGAGAAUCGACGAGUUUAGGGACUUGCAACUCUCGAUUCCCCAAAACGUCGAAAAUAAUAGCGUGCAGUCCUUGUUGGAGUACUUUUUGCAAUCAGAGAAGUUGUGUGGAGAUAAUCAGUACAGAUGUGAUACGUGCGAUAGGCUAACAGAUGGCGAGAGGAUUACAAAAAUCGUAUCAAUCCCCAGCCAUCUUAUCUUAACCCUAAAACACUUCCGGUUCGACUCCGUAUCCCAAACGCGUACAAAACUCCUCCAGCGAGUGAACCUGGAGAGCCGAAUCUGCCUGGAAGGCUCCUGUUUCGACCUGUACGCCGCCGUGGUGCACUGCGGCAACACCGUAGACUCCGGACACUACUACACUUUUGCCCGAGACUCAACGGGAUGGUACAAGUUCAACGACAGCACCGUGAGCAAGACCACAGAACAAAAUCUACACACGGUCAAACCUCCUGAAACGCCCUAUAUAUUGUUCUACGCUAGGGAGGACAUGUCUGAACCGGAGAAUUUACCCUGCAACAGGUUGUCGCUUGCAUUACAAACGGCAGUGACUAAAGAUCAGUCAGAGAACGAUAUGGAGCAAAAAAAUAGGAUUUUGGGUAAGGACGGCAACGCGGCGAACAAACAACGGAAGAACGACGAUCCGCCGCCUCCUGGAUGCGGAGGGGGUGGGUUUGGGACGCCCUCUGGUAAUAUGUUUGUGUGUUAGAACGGUUGAGAAAAACGGUGUUUUUUUUUUAUUGGAUGAAUUGUAAUAUAGAGGUUUAUAUGCUUUAGACGAAAUCUUAUGGUGUUUGAUCUGUUUUAUGUAUUGUUGUAUAUAUAUA
Molecule: messenger RNA, 2417 nt
Organism: Sitophilus oryzae (rice weevil)
Lineage: Eukaryota; Metazoa; Arthropoda; Insecta; Coleoptera; Curculionidae
Gene: DUBAI
Product: ubiquitin carboxyl-terminal hydrolase 35
Exons: 6
Coding region: 257-2299 (680 amino acids)
Biological process (GO): protein deubiquitination
Cellular component (GO): cytosol; nucleus
Molecular function (GO): cysteine-type deubiquitinase activity; cysteine-type endopeptidase activity
Source: RefSeq, a predicted model, not a curated record